AACAUAAUCAAUAAAGACUGGUGACGUGCAAGAACCGUCUGGUAAAAGUAACGAUAUAAAGUACAACGGUAGGUGGCGAUAACACUGUGUGAAAGAGUAGAAGAAGAAGAAGAAGGAGAAGAAGGAGACGAAGAAGAAGUCGGAGGAAGCAGGAAGUGGUUGUCAACACAGACUGUCCAGCUUGUAAGAGUUUAAAGAACAUAAUUAACUCUUGACAGUCAGUUUGUGUGUGAAUCCAGCAUCACUCUGACCCGCGUUAAUGAGUCCGUGUCCCUGACGAACCGCCAGCAGCUCCUUUAGACCUCACAGCAGCCGUCCAACAUGGCGGCGGUAGACGUGGAGGACGAGAGUAUUCUAGCGUCGAUCUUUAAGGACAGCUUCCCGGACAGCUGGAGGGACAACCCGGACUUCGCGGCCUACCUGUCCGAGCUGAGCUCCUUCGGGGUGGAGAAGCUGAGCCGGGAGCCGGAGCGGCUGGCGGAGGAGCGGGCUCAGAUCCUGCAGCAGACCCGGGAGCUGGCCUUCUCCAACUACCAGACCUUCAUCCGCACCGCAGACUGCACCGAGCACAUCUACCGAGACUUCGGCCGGGUGGAGAGCAGCGUGUCUCGGCUGCUGGACAAGCUGCCCAGCUUCGGGGAAAGAUGCAGGGGGUUCAUGAAGGAGGCGGAGGAGAUCGGAGCGAGCCGCCGGAUGAACAGCCUUACUUUGAACCGCCACACUGAGAUCCUGGAGAUCCUGGAGAUCCCUCAGCUCAUGGACACCUGCGUCCGCAACGGGUACUACGAGGAGGCUCUGGAGCUGGCGGCGUACGUUAAGAGGCUGGAGAAGAAACACUCGUGUCUGCCCGUCAUCCAGGGGAUCGUGCGUGAGGUGCGUCAGUCCACUCAGCUGAUGCUCAACCAGCUGCUGCAGCAGCUGCGAAGUAAUUCGCAGCUUCCAGUCUGCCUGCGUGUGAUUGGCUACCUGCGGAGGAUGGACGUGUUCACAGAGGCGGAGCUGCGAGUGAAGUUCCUGCAGGCUCGUGGCACCUGGCUGCACUCGAUCCUCGCUGCCAUCUCUGAAGAUGACCCUUACUUCCACAUCACCAAAACCAUCGAGGCCUGCAGAGUCCACCUGUUCGACAUCAUCACGCAGUACAGAGCCAUCUUCUCUGACGAGGACCCGCUGGUGCCGCCCGCCGGUGGGCAGGUGAACGAAGCCGCCAUCUUCCACGGUUGGGUGGUGCAGAAGGUGGCAGAGUUCCUGGAGACUUUAGAGAGGGACCUGCAGCGGGGUGUGGGGGGCCGCCUGGACUCCCUCCUGGGUCAGUGCAUGUAUUUCGGCCUGUCCUUCAGCCGGGUCGGGGCGGACUUCCGCGGACAGCUGGCGCCCAUGUUCCAGCGGGUGGCGGCGGAAACGUUCCGCAGAGCCGUGCAGGAGGCGGUGGAGAAGUUCCAGGAGGACAUGAACCUGUACACACUCAUCGCCCUGCCCUCGGUACUGGGCGGGACCAUCCCCCCCGCGGCCCCCAGCACCCAGCCCGGCACCCUGCAGCCCCCCAUGUCCCUGCUGGACUUCCAGCCGCUGGCCUGCUUCCUCAACAACAUCCUGACCGCCUUCAACGACCUGCGGCUCUGCUGCCCCGUCGGUCUCGCCCAGGACGUCACCAGAUGUCUGGAAGACGCCCUGAAGAAGGUGACCCGUCAGAUUCUGGUGUUUCACCGGGCCGAGGAGUCGGCCUUCAGCAGCAGAGAGAAGGAGCUGUUCGAUCAGUUCUGCUGUUCGUACGCUGACGACCUGCUGCCGUUCCUCAACCGCUGUCUGCAGGUUCUGUUUCCUCCGGCUCAGCUGGCUCUGGUUCUGGGUGUUCCUCCGACCCAGCUGCACAGGUACGGCAGUCUGGGCUGCGUGGAUCUGGCUGCGGUCCUCGAGCCGCUGGACUUCCUGCUUCCACAGAGAGAGGUGGUACCACCAGGAUCAGAGCCGGAGCUCGACAUCAGCGGCGAACUGAGCAGCCUGACGUUUGAGCCGCAGCUCACAGAACCGCAAACAGGUCCUGACCUCACACCGGACCCAGCACAGACCCAGUCUGGUAUCACAGACUCUGAAGUGACGGAGCCGAGGUCCGAGGAACCAGAUGAAGACACAAUACAGGACCAAGAGUUUUCUUUGGACUAAGACUUCUGCUUAAGGUUCUGUGGGCUGCUGGGGGAGUUUGAAGAAUCAUUUUGGACUCUGGUGUUGGAACUAAAUUAAACACAUUAACUCUUUUUA
Messenger RNA from Acanthopagrus latus (yellowfin seabream), 2256 nucleotides. It is a transcript of the gene cog8, whose product is annotated as component of oligomeric golgi complex 8. The transcript has 5 exons. Gene Ontology annotation, cellular component: COG complex. Gene Ontology annotation, biological process: intra-Golgi vesicle-mediated transport. The coding region runs from base 322 to 2160 and encodes 612 amino acids. The record is from RefSeq and is a predicted model, not a curated record. Lineage: Eukaryota; Metazoa; Chordata; Actinopteri; Spariformes; Sparidae.